UGUGGUAUGUACACCUACAGUACAGUGUACUUAACAUUAAUCACCCUGCAUAAUAGUGAGGUAGAACAUAUCUCAGCGACUGUACAUGAAUCAAGGGAGUUAUGGGGUGCUCUCAUAAUAUCCUACCAAAAGGUGCUGGUUGCGUCUUUAGGUUCAGUUUAGUCAUCGGAUGUAGUAACCUACCGUGUCCCUAUUGUAGCGUCCUAUUUAAAACCGUAGUUCUCACAUGGAAGCCUGCAAAGGCACUGAUGGACGUGUCUUGUUUGUUUUAUCUGGCAGAUAUGCCUGUAUAGUUUUACAUUUUAUUCAAGCAGUACCUCUGAUCCUCUAAGCAGGGACCCAAUCAAUGGACACCAAGUGCUGUGGUAGCCAAAGCGCAUCUGACUAAUAAAAAUAAAAUAAUUUUCUAAUUAGCUUUAACUCCCCUUAGUUUCAUGCUUAUAUGAUGAAAGGAGUAGCAAUGCAUAAAGGACAUACACACAGAUCAACAUACUUUCAUUUUAAGUAUGUAGAUUGGAAAGUUCGAAUAAGCAUAAAUUAAGUUAAAAUUAAUGUCGUUUAAAAAAAUAUCUUUUAAGUAAGCUGUAUUUUUAUAGUAUUGUCGUAGUCUGAAGUAUUUGCUGUGUCCAACGUUUUAAUAGUAUUUUGUAAAAAUACCAACUUUGUAUUCACCCAAUAUGAGAAGAAUAAAAAAUUAUGUAGGAUCUGCUUUCCUUAAAUCAGCUCAUCAAUAUUUAAACAACAUUAUGGUUUGGUUUAAGUCGAUGUGUGGUUUGUGGUUAUGUGUGGUUAAUAGAGAACCACCUAAUGUGGAGGUGUAGCAUGGCUGUUUCAAUGCAACAACCUUUGGUUUUACCUGGUCAAUAUGAUUCUGUUUUUAAAGUUGAUGUUAUGCUACAUGCUCCACUGAGAUGUUGUAAAAAGUCUCUGUCAGAUGUUAAAGUAGAUUUGAUGAUGCUCAGUUUGCAGCUUGAUACUUUAUGCAAACAAGAUUUGGGACAAAAAAAAGUCUUAAGUAUAUAUGGAAACAAAAUCCAGUUGAUUGGCAAAAACAUUCAGGAGCUACUACAUUUGUGCAGUCAUUUACCAGCUUUUCUGGUGUUUUCUCAACUGGGAUUAGCAGAAUUGUUUCCCCAUACAGCUGCUUUUUUAAGGCAGUUGAAUGUUUUAGAUGUGGUCUGCAGUGAAUCUUCAAUGAAUAAGUAUUUUAACCAGGUGUCAUCUCUCCAUCAUAUUCUCUUUCUAUCAAGACAAAUACAUCAUGAUGUAGCUAACCAAGUUAGGUUAAAGUAUUUGGCACACCAGCUAGCAGCUCUUUAUCAUGGUAUCAACUGUAUUUUGUCUCAAGAUCAAACAUUACACAGACUGAAACAAAAUAUAGAAGAUAACUUUAAGUCAAUAAAAGAGUUCAUGGCUGAAGUCUUAGAAGAUGAAGAAGUUAUGCUAACAAGUGAAAUAACAGAAUGGGUUCUUGAGCUUACUGACAGUAUCACUCAAGUUAUUUCUAGGAUGCCUAAAUCCAUUACAGAUGAUGUGCUGCCUUUUGCCUUGAUUUUGUAAUUUAAGCAACAGUUUCCUUUUAGUCAUUGUUGGACUCUUUUGAAAAAUAAAUGUCUCUGUGUCUCCCAAAUACUGAAUAAAAUUGCAAAUCAAAA
This is a messenger RNA of Physella acuta, 1655 nucleotides long. RefSeq lists its product as uncharacterized. NCBI's taxonomy places the organism in Eukaryota, Metazoa, Mollusca, Gastropoda, Physidae. The record is from RefSeq and is a predicted model, not a curated record.